Molecule: messenger RNA, 4254 nt
Organism: Mya arenaria
Lineage: Eukaryota; Metazoa; Mollusca; Bivalvia; Myida; Myidae
Product: GTPase HRas
Exons: 8
Coding region: 130-684 (184 amino acids)
Biological process (GO): Ras protein signal transduction; epidermal growth factor receptor signaling pathway
Cellular component (GO): plasma membrane
Molecular function (GO): GTPase activity; GDP binding; GTP binding
Source: RefSeq, a predicted model, not a curated record
ACACGAAUCGGGUGUGAACGACAGCAGAACGAGGUCAGCUGGUUUGGAAUGAUUAACUCAGCCAAGAAAUUUUGUUUGUUUUAUUUACCUUGAAUUUUCUAGACUUGCUUGACAUUACCGGAAGCACGAAUGACGGAAUACAAACUUGUAGUCGUUGGAGCGGGUGGUGUUGGCAAAAGUGCACUGACCAUACAGCUUAUACAAAACCACUUCGUGGAAGAAUAUGACCCUACAAUAGAGGACUCGUACAGAAAGCAGGUUGUGAUAGAUGGGGAGACAUGUCUACUGGACAUCCUUGAUACGGCCGGGCAGGAAGAAUAUAGUGCAAUGCGAGAUCAGUACAUGCGGACGGGAGAGGGGUUUCUCUGCGUGUUCGCUGUAAACAACGCCAAAUCAUUCGAGGACAUAAACCAGUACAGGGAGCAGAUCAAGCGAGUAAAAGAUGCAGAUGAAGUACCCAUGGUCUUGGUAGGAAACAAAGUGGACCUGCAAUCACGAUCUGUGGACACACGGCAAGCGAAGCAGGUUGCGGACAGCUAUAACAUCCCUUACGUUGAGACCUCGGCAAAGACGAGGCAGGGUGUGGAUGAUGCCUUCUACACCCUUGUUAGGGAAAUCAGGAAAUUUAAAGACAAGAAGGGCAAGUCUAAGAAGAAGCCGAAGCGAGCAUGCGCCAUGUUGUAACACUUGUAUUCUGCUCUCGUCAAUCUCUCCCCAUUUUUUUUAUGCCUUCCUCGUACAUUCUCUCUCUAUUUUGGACGUUUAGCUCCUCGUGUGAAUGUGUAAAGACACCUUGUGACCUGACCUAGCACUUUGUGUACAUUUUAUACAUGUUAAAGGGCUUAGUGUUGUUUUCAGAUCUUUGUUAAAGGUAACAACGUUGUUAACGUCAUCGUUGUUAACUUCCAAAUCUUUAUUGCCCUAGAGCCUUUAUUUGCACUUUUGUGAUCUACAGUAGUUCUAAAAAGUUUUGACAACUGUUUUCACUGUACAUGUUUUAUUUUAAAUGUGUGAGCAUAUGAUAAAAUGGUUCAUCUCUACAAGUUAACAAUGAAGCUGUUAAGUACGUUGUUAAAUUUAAAAACAUUCUGGACACUCCGCCCAAUAUGUAAUUUCCAAUUUCUUAGAGAAAAUUUUAUCAAUGUGAAAACAAUAUUAAAAUCAAAAAAAAAAAUCACAAUAUAAGGUGUUUUAAUUUAUCAUAAGAUAUAUCGGAGAGUGAACCAAUACUGCCGAAACAUCAAUACAACAUCAAUACAGGAUUUAUAUCAGAGAGAUUGGUGGUUUUGAUAUAUGUCUUUCAUAUACUGUAGUCAUGUUAUCAAUUGUAUAUGCUUAUAUUUUAUUUCAUGCAAUCUGUACUUUUAAUAAAUAGUAUAUUGUAUUCUAUUUGUAGUUAACUAUGUAAAUUAUUCUUAUUACGGCUCAACGGUGUUUUAGGAUUUAUUUGUGUUUUCGGUCGAGUAAUGAAAUAAUUUUGUUAGAUAUAUUUCUUUUUUAGAAAAAUUAUAUUUUGUGCUGAUUACAUUAAAUUUUUAUUAUAUUUAGUGCUGAAUGAAUUGUUUUGCUUUGCAAUUAGAUUAUACUUAUUUCGUAAUCCGCAUCAAUAUGAACAGGGUGAAAGUGGUCUAGUGGUAUGGGUGUCCGCUUUCUCGCCUAAGAGGUUGUGGGUAUGAGCCCCAACAGCGGUACUUUAUCGUGGCCUCUCAAGAGGGACACAGUACUGGUUUCUGCCCAGGAAACAAACUCGAGAGUGAUUUUAUAUCAGGGUUCAGCUGCCUACAUGAUCAAGCAAAAAAUAAAUUAGUACAAAUCAAUAUAAAUUUUCUAUAUUUAUGAUUUUUACCCAGUGAUUAGUGAAGAUAUAAAUUGUAUUUUCAUUGCAUUUAGGCUAAACAUAUAGAAAUGUUUGUUUCCGAUUCCAGACCAACCCUAAAUUUUUACGCCUGAUCUUACUGUUUUUUACUUGCUACAGAACAUUUUUAUCGACCAGCAGCAGCCAAUCAUAUUUAAGUUUGAUAAGUUCUCCAUUCUUGCAUUAGAAAGAUGAGAAAAGUAGUGUCCUUUUUUAUAAAGUGAAAUCGGAAGCAAACAAUUCUUUUUUUGGGCCUAAUGGAUAAUUUGUAUCCAUUAGGUAACAUCUGUCUCUUUCUUUACAUGAAAAUUUCUAACAUAGGCCAAACACACCUUUUAUAUUUGUGAUAAAAACUUCUGUAUGUUAGUUUUUAAAAUCUUUUUUUUUUCUAACUGAGAACUAGGAGUUGUUAAAUACACAUUAAAUCUUUGCUUAAAUUCCAGUUUUGAAUACGCUAUUAACUGUAAUGUUAUACAUGAAUAAAUACAAAACAAUGGCAUUCCAAGGUUUAUCUCACAUUUUGCUGCAUGAAGAUGUCAUCGCAAAACAUGACCUUGUAACAUCGAAUAUGUUCAGUUAAAUAGGGCUUUUCUAACAAACUGUGUCGCACAUUCAUCAUAGUAUGGAGAUUUUGGUUAUUUGUGACUUUUUUUAACAACCCUGUCCAAGUCUUGCUUUGCCCUUUUGAGGGAUGGCCAGUGGUAUUUGCUCACUCAUGGCUGCGUAAUUCCAUACACAUGUAUUAUAAGCUCGCCUGUUAUUUCGAAGAAAAAAAGUCGAGGUAUUGUCAUAGCCUUGGUGUUGUUGUCGCCAAUGUUGUUAUUGAAACACUUCAACCAUUGCCAUAACUUGAACCGUUUGAAAUAUUUCCAUAAAAUUUGGUACACAUGUUGCUGCAGUCAAAAGAAACAUGGACAGCAAGGCCCAUUACUCUGGCUUAAAUGAGAGUGGAGUUAUGCUCCUUUUUAGACUGUAAAAUAAGCAGACGGGCGCUGGCUUUUGCUUUGCCUCUCUUUUUGUUUGUAUAUUUGUAGGCAUAUGGUUAUUGUUCAUUAUCGUAAUUGUGUUUUAUCUAUCACCUACAUGUGUUUGUACGUUUUCUUAUGAAAAUUAUAAGAAUUUUAUACAUGUAUUUUAUAUUAAAAAAUCUUUUCAUUAACAGUAUACCGUACAAUAAAAAAUAUAUUUCAUGCUUGGUGGCUUGUUGAAAAAAAAGUGGUGUAUUAUAUCUGAUAAACAUGCCGUUUGGAUUUGUGGGUUUAUCAAAAUAUAACUUAUACUUAAAAAAAAACAAAUGUUUACGCAUACGUUGCUGUGAAGAAAAAUUAGUGACAUCAGGUAUGAGGUCAAAAUUUGUUGGGAUUUUCCAAUUAAAUAUUAGUUAUUAUUUUUGUUGAAUGAUAAGCAUGAAAUAUAAAGAAACAUUGAUUGUUUUAAAGAUUGCAAUAUAUUUCGUGCAGCAUUUAAACAUUUUUCCUCUGUGUAGUAAAUUAUUGUUCGAAAUGAAAAUGUAAUUUGAAAUAUAUAUGUAUUUCCAGUAAACAAAUAUUACAAAGUUUGGUUAGAAUAUUCCAGUUCUGCCUUCGGCUUUUCAAUCCAGUACCAUUCUGCAAAUGCAGUGAUCUCCCUUGAAUCUGCAGUAUUUGUAUAAUCAAAUGGAUUACUUUGACCAUACCUCAUACAAACAGCCUCCGGCACACGACCGAACAGAGCAAGGCUUCCAUUUGACUACAUAUUUUAAGUAAUUAUCUUUUCUAUUUAAAUGAACAUUCACAUUUUUGCUUCAUUAGACCUACCACCGUACUUGAAUAAACUAGUUCCAGUUAAAACGUUGCAUAAUUUAUUAUAAUCUAUGUUUAAUCUGGAAUCAUAGUUGAACAAGCUUUAUACAUGAAAACAUAUGAUGUAUGUUCCAACUCGUACAUGCAGCCAAAUGUUUAUGCUGUUUCCACUCUUUGUUUCUCAAUUGUAGACGUUACAUAUGUUGUACAUGUUUAGUUGGUCUCGAAAAAAGUAUUUGUACUAAAUGUGGUUCUGGGCCAGUCUUUAUCAAACUUUUUAAGUCAUUUCCUUACUUAAAGUCAACUUUUUUUUCUUUUUUUUUAUUAUCAAAUUUAAAGAAAUUUUGUUACAUUCUUUUAACAUAAAUGUGUUGAUUUUGAAUGAAGUCUUAUUGAAAUAAAGUAUUUCAGAAACUUUAAAGUCAUGAUUUCAUAUAAGUGAGAUACUUAAAUAAGGGAAAUUAUUUUAGUUUGGCAAUGAUUGAGAUGCUUAAUGAAUAUCGGCCCUGACUUAUCAUUACAAAUAUGGGGAAUACAUAGUAACAUCCCUUUUAUAUUUCAUGCAAAUUUCUUCAUUUUCAUUCUUUGACAAUUUGGAUUAAUAAAACAUUAAAUAAU